CCAAACCAUCGAAUUCAUCUUCCGACCCUGAUUCCACAAAGAUCCAACCCUUGCCCCCAUCAUCUCCGCUCCACAUAAUCCUCGAGACAACGAACGCGACACCAUGCGUGUCCAGCGACUGCUGAGCCUGAGGAUGGCAUCGCACUCGUGCCCCCGCCCCGCCGCCGUGGCGCCGCGCGCCUCACGCCCGCUCUCCUCCCUCCUCCUCGCCCCCUCGCCGGCCGCCGCGCCCUUCUCGUGCGCGGCGCGGCCGUGCCGGGGCCUCGCGGCGGCGUCCCCGUCGCGCGGCCCGGCGGGACAGAGGUUGCCCGGCGUGUCGGCGAUGUCGUCAUCGACCCCGCCGCCAGGGCCCGUGCAGAAGUCGGAGGAGGAGUGGCAGGCCAUCCUCACGCCGGAGCAGUUCAACAUCCUCCGCCUCAAGGGCACCGAGUACCCUGGAACAGGUGAAUAUGACAAGUUUUUUGAUGAGGGCAUUUAUAAAUGUGCUGGAUGUGGAACUCCCUUAUACAAAUCAUCUACAAAGUUCGACUCAGGGUGUGGCUGGCCGGCAUUCUAUGAGGGACUUCCUGGGGCCAUAAGACAGACGCCGGACCCCGAUGGGAGGCGGACAGAGAUCACAUGUGCUGCCUGUGGAGGACAUUUGGGGCAUAUAUUCAAAGGGGAAGGGUUUAAGACGCCUACCAACACGCGACAUUGUGUUAACAGCAUUUCUCUCAAGUUCAUUCCAGCCUGACGGCUGAUGAACACCAACGUGAAACCUGACGACAGAAUGGGAGCUUGGCCUUUGUUGGGUGUUUUCACAGUGUAGGCAGAUGAACGUUGUUGUCUGCCGUUGAUCAUUAUGUUACUCAUCCUUUAGACGACAUACCAUCCUGUUUGUGAAAGCUUAAUAAAUUUUGUGCGAACAAGCUUGAACGAAGUUUUGCCUGAACUUUUGUCAUUUCAUUA
Molecule: messenger RNA, 948 nt
Organism: Panicum virgatum (switchgrass)
Lineage: Eukaryota; Viridiplantae; Streptophyta; Magnoliopsida; Poales; Poaceae
Product: peptide methionine sulfoxide reductase B5-like
Exons: 3
Coding region: 104-733 (209 amino acids)
Biological process (GO): protein repair; response to oxidative stress
Molecular function (GO): peptide-methionine (R)-S-oxide reductase activity
Source: RefSeq, a predicted model, not a curated record